Messenger RNA from Triticum aestivum (bread wheat), 771 nucleotides. RefSeq lists its product as uncharacterized. The transcript has 3 exons. The record is from RefSeq and is a predicted model, not a curated record. The coding region runs from base 1 to 672 and encodes 223 amino acids. Lineage: Eukaryota; Viridiplantae; Streptophyta; Magnoliopsida; Poales; Poaceae. Gene Ontology annotation, molecular function: DNA binding.
AUGGUUCAAAUCAUCGCGGCAAACAACACUAACAAUAAGUGGCUUCUUCUCCAAUACGUAGCGGCGAGCAUCGGAGCUACUGACUGCAAGGCGAUCCUAGGUGGCGGCGAGCACCGAAUUGACCAGCGCAUCGGCUAUGGCGAUCGACACGGAAGUUCUGCCACCAUUGGACAAGGGCAAGGAGGUCGUGCCGCCAUUGGACAAGGGCAAGGAGGUCGUGCCGCCAUUGGACAAGGGAAAGGAGGUCAUGCCGCCAUUGGGGAACGACGUGGUGGUGUAGGAGCCCCCCGCGGCAAGCGGAGGAACUACGAGCACUACCACGAAGAGGCAUGGCCAACCCUCUUCUUCAAGGUGAUCCUUGCUCCGAAGCUGGAGAGCCCGCCUUUACCUCUAGACUUCGUGAAGCACUUCCCCGCCGUCACUACAUACUCCAGGAAAAAUACGUACACCGGGUGCGCAUGGAGGGUCAUGGUCCAUGUUAUCGAUGACAUGGUCACUCUUGAUCAGGGUUGGGCCCCCUUCGUCACCACUCACCGGGUCAGGAUUGGGUACAUGGUGACCUUGAAGUUGCUGACUCCCGACACCCUGACGGUGAUCGUCUACAAUGACGACGACGUGGAGGUGGUCACCAAGUGCAAGAAGUACGAUGACGCCUUCGCCGUGACCGUCUAGAGAGCUCAUGUUGCCCGAUGCAUGUUGUGUUAGGUUCAAGACUAUAUUAUGUGUUGUUGUUUAGUUUAAAACUUUACGGAGAGAGGGACCCGGGUUGUA